Bubalus bubalis (water buffalo) is the source of this 1090-nucleotide messenger RNA. RefSeq names its product olfactory receptor 1F12. The transcript has a single exon. Gene Ontology annotation, biological process: G protein-coupled receptor signaling pathway. Lineage: Eukaryota; Metazoa; Chordata; Mammalia; Artiodactyla; Bovidae. Gene Ontology annotation, molecular function: olfactory receptor activity; G protein-coupled receptor activity. Bases 86 to 1090 code for a protein of 334 amino acids. The record is from RefSeq and is a predicted model, not a curated record. Gene Ontology annotation, cellular component: membrane.
CUGUCAGAAAUAUUUCAUCCUCUAGGACUCCCCUGGUGGUCCAGUUGCAGGGGGCACGGGUUUGAUCUCUGUCGGGGAAGUCCACAUGCCGCAAGUUGCAGCCCAAAAAAAAGUCAUCCUCUGGUCUUCAUGCAGAUACAUUCAAGUAAUGGAAAGGGAAAACCAAACCAGCAUCUCUGAAUUUCUCCUCCUGGGUUUCUCAAGUUGGCCAGAGCAACAAGAGCUGCUUUUUGCACUUUUCCUGUGUCUCUACUUAGCAGGGCUGUUUGGAAACAUAUUCAUCUUGCUGGCCAUUUCCUUAGACCAUCGCCUCCACACUCCCAUGUAUUUCUUCCUCGCCAAUUUGUCUGUGGUGGACCUCUGCCUUCCUUCAUCUACAGUACCCAAGAUGCUCCUGGACAUCCAAACACAGACUCAGUCCAUCUCCUAUCCUGGCUGCCUGGUUCAGAUGUAUUUCUGUAUGAUGUUUGCCAACAUGGACAAUUUCCUUCUCACGGUGAUGGCCUAUGACCGUUAUGUGGCCAUCUGCCACCCUUUGCAUUACUCCACCAUUAUGACCCAGCACCUCUGCAUCUCCCUCGUGGGUGGACCUUGGGUGAUUGCCUUUUUGAACCCCCUCUUGCACACCCUUAUGAUGACCCGUCUGCAUUUCUGCUCCAACAAUGUCAUCCACCAUUUCUUCUGUGAUAUCAAUGCUCUCCUCCCUCUAUCCUGUUCUGACACCAGUCUUAAUCAGUUCUUGGUUCUUGCUGUGGUGGGGCUAAUCUUUGUGGUACCCUCAGUGUGUAUCCUGGCAUCCUACAGCCUCAUUAUCUCUGCUGUGAUGAAAAUUCCUUCUGUCAAAGGAAAAUUCAAGGUGUUCUCCACCUGUGGAUCUCACCUUGCCUUGGUCAUUCUUUUCUAUGGAGCAAUCACAGGGGUCUAUAUGAGUUUCUCAUCUAACAAUUCAACUGAAAAAGACACAGCAGCAUCAAUAAUCUUCAUGGUCAUAGUCCCUGUGGUCAAUCCCUUCAUUUACAGUCUAAGGAACAAUGAGCUAAAGGGGGCUUUAAAGAAGAUUUUAGGCCAGAGCAAAAUCUUCUCCCAGUGA